Molecule: messenger RNA, 2221 nt
Organism: Bombina bombina (fire-bellied toad)
Lineage: Eukaryota; Metazoa; Chordata; Amphibia; Anura; Bombinatoridae
Gene: SPMIP4
Product: chromosome 5 C7orf31 homolog
Exons: 10
Coding region: 1-1698 (565 amino acids)
Cellular component (GO): centrosome
Source: RefSeq, a predicted model, not a curated record
AUGGAGGUGCAGUAUGACUUAUCCCAUUACUACAGGCAAAGGGAAGGAGCCCUGGAGCUGUCUCCUACUCUGCAAUCAUCAGAACUAUGGACUCCACAGCAAUUGCCCCAGCGUUCAACAGUGUCACAACAAAGAUAUCAAGAGUACAGGGUAAACUCUCCUGCAUUGUCAAGACUUCCAUGGGGAAGGGAACGAGAGUAUGGAGGGAUAGGACCAGUAUCUCUCCCAGAUGAUCACAGACCAAAGUCAGAGCCACCUGUAUUGGAGGCAAAAGGACAUAAACACUAUGGAUAUGGAGGCGACCCUUGGCCAAGAGGGAUUCCCAUACAACAAUACUAUGACAUCACAACUCUGAAAAAAAGUGCAGUGCGUCCGAAUGAUGAAUUGUAUCCAAAGCCACCUGCUGCUUCUAUGACUGAAAGGCAGAUAUCUGCUGCAUUUCCAGCCGAGCACCCUUAUUGUUCCCACAUAUCAAAAUUUGCUGUGUUCCCAAGUAUGAGACCUCCUGACGUUCUGAAGCAUAAAGCUCCACAGCUCGACCAACAAACUCCAGCAAGGCCUCACAGUGCAAUAAUAUUAAGAAAAGCUAAAGCUUUGGAAACAAAUCAGUAUAUUCCGUGGGGUAACCCAUACAGACAUGAGAUUAUAAAUACUUCUAAUGACUCAGAGAAGGAAGCUCUGAUCUGGUCGGGUCAGCAUGGGUACUUUCAUUACCCCAAAUUUCAAGAAAAUGGUCAGAUUUUCUAUCCUAUUCCUCCAAAAACAAGAGCUCCCAAUACUCUGCACAUGUCACUUGAAGAGAUGCUCUCAGAUAGGACAGUCAAUUUGCUGAGAAAUCUGGAGAAAUCGCAGUGGAUAACAUCAUAUAAUCACAGCUUUACAGGUAGAGGUGAAAUGAACCCUCUGGAACUUGAUGAUUUUAAUGAGAAGGCUUUAUCUACUUUCACUGGACAGGCAGACAUAAACACAGCAAUGAAACAAACAUUUGUGUCAAGUAUAUUAAAAGCACGGCCACUAGAAGGAAGGAAAGCACGUUUACAGGAUGGUCGAACAUUAUCAAAUUCAGAUGAAAAGAUGACGGACUUAGCUUCUAAAAAUGUGAAGCACACGACUACAUCUCUCCAUUCACCUGAAGACAGUGGCACUAAGCCAACAUACCAUUUAACAGGGCAGCUUAUGCCUGAUACGGAAGUGUUAGCUGGGUGGAAUAACUCCAAGAACCUCCCUGUGGAAAAGCAACAUAAAACAUAUUUGUGCAAAAAUAAGAUCACAGAUAACAUACAAUCAGGUGUUUUAUAUGAGAGACAGUUUACUCAAGUACCAGACAAUGACCACAUACUUAAUACAGCAUUUUAUGAAGAUUUAAAAGCCAGUAAGCAAAAUCAACAUAUGAUCUUUGAAAAACUGUCUAAAAUUAGAAAAACAAAUGUAAAGACCCAAGAAAACCAGGGUAUGUUGAGCUUUACGAAUAAUCUCAGGCAUUUCGGAAAAACAUCUGCAACAGGAGCAUUUACAAACGCUGAGAAGCCACGCCCUCAAACUGCUCUUCUACAACUCCAAGACUCUUUUUCUAAGUCAGAAGCAAAUAAAAAAUUUCAACAGGCUUUCCCAGAGAAGACAAAGAAUCUCGCGGAAAAUAACCAUUCUGGGAAGAAGAAUACAUUUUAUGGGUUUCACUCUUUUUACUACCAUAAUUAAAGGGGCAUGAAACCUUCACACUUCAUGAAGAUUGUGCAAUAGUAACCAAUGUUUCUAAUUUAAUUCUAUUAUAAAAUUGAGUUUGUUCUCAUGGUAUCCUUAUAUGGAGAAUAUACCUAGGCAGGCGCAGAAGGGUUCAUAUAUCUUCAGCAUUAUAUGGCAUCGGUGUCUGCAACAAUGUUUAAUAAUGUUAUACAAUGUUCAGUAUUAUAGGGCAGCAGUGUUUCAAUGUAUAACAUUGUCACAAAUAUUGUUGCAGACAGUGCUGCCAUAUAAUGCUCAAGAAAUGUGCACUCUCUCAAGCCCUGCACCUUCAUUUAUGUACUGCACCUGCUCAGAGAGUCAUAUAUCGUCUCAGUGAUGACUCAAUCGUUGUCAAGACGAUAACUACAAUGUGAAGACAUGCUGGUGAAUGCUGGUUUACGUGGCAUAUGAAGCAUAUUUGAUAGCUUUACUAGAAACAUUUUUGCAAUAAAAGUAUUCUGCAGAAUGCUUGCUCAUGCACAUUUGGUCCCUUUAAGAA